This is a messenger RNA of Hyalella azteca, 3279 nucleotides long. RefSeq names its product low-density lipoprotein receptor-related protein 2-like. The record is from RefSeq and is a predicted model, not a curated record. The transcript is spliced from 26 exons. NCBI's taxonomy places the organism in Eukaryota, Metazoa, Arthropoda, Malacostraca, Amphipoda, Hyalellidae. Gene Ontology annotation, molecular function: protein binding. The coding region runs from base 1 to 3279 and encodes 1092 amino acids. Gene Ontology annotation, cellular component: plasma membrane.
AUGCUGAUCAUUACAUAUCCCUCCUGUUCCCCUGAUCAUAAUGAUAGAGCUAACGAGAGUUCGUGCGGCGCAGAUUUCACGUGCGGGAGCGGCCUCUGCGUGCCACAGGAGCAGCGGUGCGACGGCGACAACGACUGUGGCGACGGCAGCGACGAGCGCGACUGUCCUGAGGUCAAACUAUGUUCGUGCGGCGUAGAUUUCACGUGCGGGAGCGGCCUCUGCGUGCCACAGGAGCAGCGGUGCGACGGCGACAACGAUUGUGGCGACGACAGCGACGAGCGCGACUGUCCUGAGGGUGAGAUGCAGCUGUUGCGUGGUACUACACCUGCUGUGCAGCUGCUGAGUGGUACUGCACCUGCUGUGCAGCUGCUGAGUGGAACUGCACCUGCUGUGCAGCUGCUGAGUGUUACUGCACCUGUUGUGCAGCUGCUGAGUGAUACUGCACCUGCUGUGCAGCUGCUGAGCACUUGCACCGCUGGUUUCCUGUGCGGCGGCCGCCGCUGCGUGCCCGUGAACUUCCGCUGCGACGGCGACAGCGACUGCGACGACGGAGAAGACGAGCUCGAGUGCGAGAACUACAGACAGUGCCCCGACUCUCAGUUCGCGUGCCUCAACGGCAGGGAAUGUCUGCCUGCCAUCCUCCGGUGUGAUGGAGGCCCUGACUGCUAUGACGCCAGUGAUGAGCGAGAUUGUACCCAAGAGCUUUGCCAGGGCUUCUUGUGCCGGAACGAUUCCACCUGCAUCACCACACUGCAAGUCUGUGAUGAGACUGUUGACUGUCGUGAUGGAUCUGAUGAAAGUGAAUGUUCAUGCAAAGAUAACUACAUGAAAUGCGACAACGCGAGAUGUGUGCCUGAACGUUUCCGAUGCGAUGGCGACAACGACUGCGGUGACAUGAGUGAUGAGCGCAACUGCAGUGGAUCUCCUGAAGGAAACUGCAGCAACGACCAAUAUUCCUGUGCAAACGGGAGAUGCAUCAGAGGAAGCUACGAAUGCGACGGCGACAACGAUUGUAAUGACUGGAGCGAUGAACGGCACUGCGCGUGUUCCUCGGAACAGUUCAAGUGCGAGAACACCGGCCGUUGCAUCAGAGGGGCGUGGCGAUGUGACGGCGAUAACGACUGCGGCGACAGCAGCGACGAGCGCGACUGUUCUGUCUCAUCGUCAUCCAACUCGAGCUGCAGCAGCGGCCAAUAUUCCUGCGCAAAUGGCAACUGCAUCACAGGACGCUACGAAUGCGACGGCGACAACGAUUGCUCCGACUGGAGCGACGAGCGUCAUUGCGAGUGUUCUUCGGAACAGUUCAAGUGCGAGAACACCGGCCGUUGCAUCAGAGGGACUUGGCGAUGCGACGGCGAUAACGACUGCGGCGACAGCAGCGACGAGCGCGACUGUUCUGGCUCAUCGUUAUCCAACUCGACGGUAGGGUGCAGCAGCGACCAAUAUUCCUGUGCAAACGGGAAAUGUAUCACAGGACGCUUCGAAUGCGACGGCGACAACGACUGUAGCGACUGGAGCGAUGAACGGCACUGUGUGUGUUCCUCGGAACAGUUUAAGUGCGAGAGCACCGGUCGUUGCAUCUCUAAUGAGUAUCGGUGCAACAGCCUAAACGAUUGCAUCGACUGGAGCGAUGAAAGGAACUGCACAUGUACUUCGGAACAGUUCAGGUGCGAGGAAACAAGUCGUUGCAUCAGACGAACGUGGCGGUGCGACGGCGAUAACGACUGCGGCGACGGCAGCGACGAGCGCGACUGCCCAGGUUCAUCAUCACCUAACUCGACGGUAGGGUGCAGCAGCGACCAAUAUUCCUGUGCAAACGGGAAAUGUAUCACAGGACGCUACGAAUGCGACGGCGACAACGACUGUAGCGACUGGAGCGAUGAAGGGCAUUGUGUGUGUUCCUCGGAACAGUUUAAGUGCGAGAGCACCGGUCGUUGCAUCUCUAAUGAGUAUCUGUGCAACAGCCUGAACGAUUGCAUCGACUGGAGCGAUGAAAGGAACUGCACAUGUACUUCGGAACAGUUCAGGUGCGAGAACACAAGUCGCUGCAUCAGACGAGCGUGGCGGUGCGACGGCGAUAACGAUUGCGGCGACGGCAGCGACGAGCGCGACUGUUCUGGUUCAUCGUCACCCAACUCGAGCGAGUGUUCCUCGGAACAGUUCAAGUGCGAGAACACCGGCCGUUGCAUCAGAGGAACGUUUCGAUGUGACGGCGAUAACGACUGCGGCGACAGCAGCGACGAGCGCGACUGUUCUGGGUCAUCUUCGUCCAGUUCAAGUUGCAGCAGCGCACAAUAUUCCUGUGCAAACGGUAGAUGCAUCAUAGCAAGCCACGAAUGCGACGGCGACAACGAUUGUAACGACUGGAGCGAUGAACGGCACUGCGCGUGUUCCUCGGAAUAUUUCAAGUGCGAGAACACCGGCCGUUGCAUCAGAGGGACGUGGCGAUGUGACGGCGAUAACGACUGCGGCGACAGCAGCGACGAGCGCGACUGUUCUGGGUCAUCGUCAUCCACCUCCAGCGCGUGUUUCUCGGGACAGUUCAAGUGCGAGAACACCGGCCGUUGCAUCAGAGGGACGUGGCGAUGUGACGGCGAUAACGACUGCGGCGACGGCAGCGACGAGCGCGACUGUUCGGGGUCAUCGGGGUCAUCGCCGUCUAACUCAAGCUGCAGCAGCGACCAAUAUUCCUGCGCAAAUGGCAACUGCAUCGCAGGACGCUACGAAUGCGACGGCGACAACGAUUGCUCCGACUGGAGCGAUGAACGGCACUGCGCGUGUUCCUCGGGACAGUUCAAGUGCGAGAACACCGGCCGUUGCAUCAGAGGAACGUUUCGAUGUGAUGGCGAUGACGACUGCGGCGACAGCAGCGACGAGCGCGACUGUUCUGGGUCAUCGCCGUCCAGUUCAGGCUGCAGCAGCGGCCAAUAUUCCUGCGCAAAUGGCAGCUGCAUCACGGGAAGCUACGAAUGUGACGGCGCCAACGACUGCUCCGACUGGAGCGAUGAACUGCACUGCGAGUGCUCCCCGGAAAAGUUCAAGUGCGAGAACACAGGCCGUUGCAUUAAAAGGACGUGGCAAUGUGACGGAGAUAACGAUUGCGGCGACAGCAGCGAUGAGCGCGACUGUUCUGGCUCAUCGUCAUCCAACUCCAGCACAGACAGUAGCAGCAGCCUAUAUUCCUGCUCAAACGGGAGAUGCAUCAGCAUCACAGAAACUUCUGAAUGCGACGGCGACGACUGCAACGACUCGAGCGGUGAACGGAGCUGUCUGUUGUGA